Molecule: messenger RNA, 1002 nt
Organism: Fusarium fujikuroi IMI 58289
Lineage: Eukaryota; Fungi; Ascomycota; Sordariomycetes; Hypocreales; Nectriaceae
Product: related to MRPL22 Mitochondrial ribosomal protein, large subunit
Exons: 3
Coding region: 1-1002 (333 amino acids)
Biological process (GO): ribosome assembly; translation
Cellular component (GO): ribosome; mitochondrial large ribosomal subunit
Molecular function (GO): structural constituent of ribosome
Source: RefSeq, a predicted model, not a curated record
AUGAGUCUCCGAUUUGCCACGCGGCGGCUGGCAGUAUCAGCAAGGACCGCACACCCUAUAUCUAGUACACCAGCUCCUGUUUUCUCUGCUACUGUCGGACCCUCAAUACAACGACGGCAUAAAUGGGCUUCCAAUCUCUUCAAAGGAUGGGGCAAACCCCGGAAUAAAGACGCUGGAGCUUCACCUGCACAGGACCCUACAUCUCUGCUCGACGACCCAAAGAGCCGUGAAGAAUAUCUACAGAAGAGCAUGUACAGCGGUGUGGAGGACAACAUUUUCCAGGACGAGAUCGAAAAAGUCAGUACCGACACCACCCCGGGUGCUCCCGAGAUCGAGCAAAAGACGAAAGAGAACAUGGCCAUGGUUGUGGACCCCGAUCCUCGAAGUCGAGUGCGCUGGCAGCGCAAGAAGGUUAUUCAGAUGGUUCGCCGCAACGGCCGUCUGACAAGAGACGAGCGCAUUCAGAUGUCAGAGCGCCAACUUCUGCACAAGAGCGAGUUCAUGCCCACAAGUGUCAAGAAACUCGUAAUGCUGGCACGUCAGAUCGCAGGAAAGAGUGUCGACGACGCCAUUGUGCAGAUGAAGUGGUCCAAGAAGAAGAUGGCGGCCGAAAUUGGAUAUUACCUUGAGGAGGCUCGAGAUUUGGCUAUUGCACAGCGUGGUAUGGGGCUCGGAAAAGUUAACAAUGAGAUUUUGACAACUCCCAAGAAGAUCCAAACAGUCGAUGGGAAAUGGAUUGAGAUUGAGGACCCGACGCGAAUGUAUAUCGCUCAAUCGUGGGUUGGGAGGGGCCCCUGGCGAGGAAAGAGAAUCGAUUACAAGGGUCGUGGACGAAUGGGCAUCAUCAGACAUCCUAGCACAAGUCUGACGGUGUUACUCAAGGAAGAAAAGACAAGGAUACGAGAAUACGAGGAGCGUGUGGAAAAGAAGAAUAAGAAGGGACCCUGGGUGCAUCUCCCCAACCGACCAGUAUAUGGACAGAGGCCAUAUUACUCGUGGUAA